This is a messenger RNA of Hyla sarda, 1842 nucleotides long. RefSeq lists its product as uncharacterized. The record is from RefSeq and is a predicted model, not a curated record. Bases 227 to 1804 code for a protein of 525 amino acids. The transcript is spliced from 9 exons. Lineage: Eukaryota; Metazoa; Chordata; Amphibia; Anura; Hylidae.
GAUAAAUCUCCCCCUACGUCCCUGUCACUCAGCCCCGCUGUACAACGCGCGCACACUUCUACCAACAUAUAUACAACAUACAGCCAAAGAUCAGCAAAUGCUCAUUCAUCGGCUGAUCAGGUAGACGGAUCAAUCCUCAGCAAUAGGGCACACGUGUGUAAUAGGAAUUGAAAGUGAAAGUCAGCGGAGCGAGUCAGCUUGUUACUUCCUGUUCUCGGUGGAGACAAUGGCUGCCAGUCAUCAGGACCUCAUCCUCUCCACUCUCCAGGAACUCGGAAAGGAAAGUUUUAAAAGAUUUAAAGUCUUCCUGAGAGAUAAGGAACUAUUAGAAAGUCUCGGAUAUAGUCCUGUCUCUCUAGUACAUCUGGAGGAUAAAGACUGUGUGGAUGUGGCAGAACGUCUCAUCAGUCAUUACACCAGGGAUGGAGCCCUGAGGGUCACCGGCAUAAUCCUGGAGAAGAUCAACGAAAAGCAGCUGGCGGAACAUCUCCGGACCUGUAGUUAUGCAAAUCCACUUACAAAUACAAUCAAUAUCCUGGCAAGCAGUCUGAACCGACUGUCCAAGGACCGCUUCGAAGCCUUCAUCAGGGAGCUCUGUCGGCUUAGGGCUCCUCGUGGAUACAAUCAGAUCCAGAGGGAACAUCUCAAAGGAAAAUCUCCAAUGAAAGUGUCUGAAAUCAUCAUAAAUUCCUACACAAAAAGACUCGGGCCUGCGAAAGUCAAGCAAGCUCUGGGGAACAUCAAUGAAAAUCAGAUCCGGAUCGAUCUAGAGAAAGAGCUAAAAGCAAAUUUCAUGAGUAAAGCUUCUUGGACAAGUUGCGGAAAGAUCAGCGUUGCACACCAGAAGCCAAAUGUUGGAGCAUUAAAAAAUGUUACGACCUUGAAAACACCAACUGAGAAUGCACAACCCAUGGGUGGUCCUACAGGAUGUACACUAGGGAAAAGUCAACAACCUGGUGAAGAUAUAAAACCUGAAAUUGGGAGUCAUCCGAUAACUGCUGCUGGGAUAGGUGACGGAGAAGACAGAUCAGCUGACCAAAAGCAGAUUGUUGGAACAGGACCAAGAACUAAGACCUUGAAAAAGCCAAAUGUGAACGCACAACCCAAGGGAAGUCCUGCAGGACAUAAACCAAGAAAAAGCCGACGACCUGGUGAAGAUAUAAAAUCUGAAAUAGGGAGUAAUCCAACAACUGCGGCUGGGAUAGGUGACAGAGAAGACAAAUUAGCAGACCAAAAGCAGAAUGUUGGAACAGGAACAAGAACUAAGACCUUGAAAAAGCCAAAGGGACCAGGAGAAGAUAUAAAACCUAAAACAGGAAGUGAUCCAACUGGUCAACACCUACAUGAAGCAUUGGGUGCUCCUCAGACGGGCAGUGGAGAGAUCCAUGUAGUAGACCAGAAGAUGAAUGUCGGAGUAGGAGAAAGCUGGAAGACUAAUGUACAACCCCUGGAGGACUCUACAGGAUGUAAACCUGGAAAAAGCCAACUACUAGCUCCUGAGACUGGUGGUGGACAGGUCAAUGGAACGGACCAGAAAGCGAAUGUUGGAGCAAGAAAAAGUUCUAAACCCCCGAAAAAGCUGACUGGGAAAGCCCAACCCACGGGGGGUCCUACACGAUGUACAACAUGGAAAGGCCAACAACUGGGUGAAGAUAGAAAUCCUGAAAUAAGAAGAAAACCUAUAACGGAGCCUAAAAUCUCUGGUGGGGCCGCCGACUACGUACGUGGGAUGGAGGAGCUAAGUAUAGAAGACGUGAAACCGAAAAGACGAGAACACAAGACAAAAACAAAAGGAAACACCUAAAAAGUGGUUAAAGGGGUACUCCGCUGGCAAACUUUUUU